Molecule: messenger RNA, 417 nt
Organism: Trichoplax adhaerens
Lineage: Eukaryota; Metazoa; Placozoa; Uniplacotomia; Trichoplacea; Trichoplacidae
Exons: 6
Coding region: 1-417 (138 amino acids)
Biological process (GO): translation; maturation of SSU-rRNA from tricistronic rRNA transcript (SSU-rRNA, 5.8S rRNA, LSU-rRNA); ribosomal small subunit assembly
Cellular component (GO): mitochondrial small ribosomal subunit; ribosome
Molecular function (GO): mRNA 5'-UTR binding; small ribosomal subunit rRNA binding; structural constituent of ribosome
Source: RefSeq, a predicted model, not a curated record
AUGGCAUUGAUUAAUUUGGCAUUUUGUCGUUGUAAGUGUGCAAUUAGACUACCAAUAACUUCAGCAUUAUUAUUUACACGUGCUAUGGUAGCGAGAAAUCUCACUCCUGUCAGAGCUUAUAGUUCCCAUCCGGAUGUAGAAAGCUUGCAAAUAUUAGAUCCAGAAUUCAAAAAUUUACCAAUUGCUCAUGUUAAAGCCAGUUAUAAUAAUACCAUUAUAACGAUAACAGAUAUGAAAGGUAAAACCAUUAACUGGGCCUCUGGGGGUACCGAAGGCUUCAAAAAUGCAAAACGGAGUACUACUUAUGCCGGUCAAUCCGCUGGUGAAGCUGCUGCUAAGAAAGCCAUUAGAAAAGGAAUUAAUAAAGUGAGGGUUAAAGUCAAAGGAAUGGGGCCUGGCCGUGAGGUACCACAUUAA